This is a messenger RNA of Aspergillus glaucus CBS 516.65, 953 nucleotides long. Its product is annotated as Rer1 family protein. Lineage: Eukaryota; Fungi; Ascomycota; Eurotiomycetes; Eurotiales; Aspergillaceae. The record is from RefSeq and is a predicted model, not a curated record. Gene Ontology annotation, cellular component: Golgi membrane. The transcript is spliced from 4 exons. Bases 157 to 720 code for a protein of 187 amino acids. Gene Ontology annotation, biological process: retrograde vesicle-mediated transport, Golgi to endoplasmic reticulum; protein retention in ER lumen.
UUACAUUCGUUUCGCCGCAUUCCGUCGUUGGCCAGUGUUUCAGCCUGCAUUUGACCUUAUUCUCCGUCGCAAUUGAUUCUUUGGUCCUUGUUCCUUCCUCCCGUACAGCAGCAGUCUUGAGAGCAACCGCUUGUUUUCCAUCUCAAUUUCGCAGCCAUGGAUGUCCCCGAACCCGAACAGACUCCGUUUAUGGCAGUGACGGCGCAGACCUCGAAGCUGAACAGGCAAUACCAAACCUAUCUCGAUGCUUCGACUCCCUUCACUGCCUAUCGCUGGACUGGAACCGCUGUCCUCCUCCUCCUCUUCUUUCUGAGAAUCGUUGUUGCCCAAGGAUGGUACAUUGUUGCCUACACCCUCGGAAUCUACCUCCUUAACCUCUUCCUUCUCUUCCUGCAACCCAAGUUCGACCCCUCCCUCACCCAAGACGAAGGCCUGGAAGACGGCGAAGGCGCCGGUCUCCCCACCAAGCAGGACGACGAGUUCCGCCCCUUCAUCCGCCGUCUUCCCGAAUUCAAGUUCUGGCACUGGGCUACCCGGGCCAUUGCGAUCGGUUUCGUGUGCUCAUGGUUCUCGGUCUUUGAUAUUCCGGUGUUCUGGCCUGUUCUUGUGGUUUAUUGGAUUAUUCUUUUCGUUCUGACGAUGCGCCGCCAAAUCCAGCACAUGAUCAAGUACCGCUACGUUCCCUUUUCGUUCGGAAAGACCAAGUAUGGUCGGUCGUAAGGGGCUUCUACCGAGUUUGAUUGAUAAUUGAAACGGUCCGUGUCUUCACAUUGGAGGUUCUCUUUCUUCAUAUUUGCCAGUAAUUCGACCCUCCAUGUUCGUUACGACUCUCCUAGAUCUUUAUGGACAUAACCGAAGCGUGUGAAAAGGGAGGAGUUUCGCUAUGUAUCUCUAUUGAUUGAUGAUGACCGUUCGGGAUCUGAAUUUCAUGAGCCUACUUGCUUUAAUUACAU